Molecule: messenger RNA, 1502 nt
Organism: Tachysurus fulvidraco (yellow catfish)
Lineage: Eukaryota; Metazoa; Chordata; Actinopteri; Siluriformes; Bagridae
Gene: cldn10l2
Product: claudin-10
Exons: 5
Coding region: 120-914 (264 amino acids)
Biological process (GO): cell adhesion; bicellular tight junction assembly
Cellular component (GO): bicellular tight junction; plasma membrane
Molecular function (GO): structural molecule activity
Source: RefSeq, a predicted model, not a curated record
CACGAGUUUAGUAAACACACACACAAUCAAGCCCGAAUAUUCUCAGGUUUAAACCUGUUACUCUACACAGUACUAGACAUACUUUUUAAAAAAGGAUCAGAACCUUGAAGAAGACAACAAUGAAUAGGAUGGUUAUAGAAGUGCUUGGCUUCGUGAUAUCUACUCUUGGUUGGGCUUUUGUUUCCUGCACAGUGGGAAUGGAUUAUUGGAGAGUUAGCUACAUAGGUGGUCAAGGAGGCUCAUGGAUCAUUAAAGCUGCAUGGUACUGGUCGACGCUUUGGAGAGACUGCUAUAUAGACUCCAGCGAUGUGGCCAACUGCAGGAACUUGGACAUCAUGUGGGUUGUGAGGCCUGGAAAUACUUCAGAACAGGGAGCAAUACGAGCUGUACGGGCAUUGUUGCUUAUUGGCAUGUUUCUGGGAUUAUUCGCUGCCAUAUUCUGCUUCUUUGGGAUGGACUGUACAUAUAUCGGUGGACGGGAGAAAACCAAGCGCAAAAUAUUACUACUAGGAACUGUUCUACAUUUUACUGGAGGUGUGUCUUGCCUUGCUGCUUAUUGCUUAUUCACAGGUAGACUGGGCACUACAACCUUUUCACGCAUGCCUGAUGCACGCCUCCUAAGGUAUUAUAUAGGUGUGCCAGUAUUCUUUGGAUUGGUAGGCAGUGCUGGCAUACUUCUGGGCUCUGUUCUGUAUGCUGUGACUCUCUAUAGUGUCCUCACACCAAAUAGAGAAAUGGACAUUUCUGCUUCAAGAAAAUACACUGUUCCUAAGACAUACAAGAGCCAGAAGAAUGGUCAAACAUUAUACAUCAUAGAUGAUGCAGCAUCAACUCAAUCUGGGUUCUCCAGCGAACUGAGUAACCAAGCAUCAAGAAGUUCUAUCAUUCUGGCUGACAGAGAUUCAUUUGUUUGAAUUUGAAGUGUCCAUGACUCCAACAUUCUAAAUAAUAUACUGUAUGUUAACAUUGGAAGCAGAAAAUUAAAAGCAAUGUGUUCUGUUUAUACCUAAAUCAAUCUUGUAUAAAAGUCUACACACCCCUGGUAACAUAAUAUGACAUCUGAUGAUAAAGAACAAAAUGUUCUUGCCUGCACGAUAUUGACCCAAAGACAAGAAAUACCUUGAUCAGUUUUGGAAUAGACCAUUCAGUGUCCAGCAAGCUUACUGCAGAUCUAUGAAAAGACUGGGAACAGAAAAGACUGUGAUAGAUCUGGGGUGUUAUAAAGAAGGAAGAUUAGAAUAAAAUUAAAAAAAAAUUAAAAUAAUAUUUAGAAUGAAUGUGCAGACAUCUGGUAAUAUGUAGUUUUCUAGACUCUUGGCUAAAAUAGCCGAGUACGGUGAUGCAAGAAAAAGGUACUUAUAUAAAGUAUUAAUUAAAAGGUGAAAGAUUUUAUUUCUGUUAAAAAUCAUCUGCUAAAUUUUCUUGCUUUCACACAGUCUUGCAUACUGGUGUGUGUUACAUUUCAAUUUCAUUUUUAAUGUAUACAAGCUAUGUAAAGGAAU